GCAACUAUGCGUUUUAACUGUAAACCUUAGACGAAGAAGAACACCUGAUAUUCCAAAUUCCUCCAUCUUUUCUUUGACUCCACACCAUGUUAGGGUUUGCAGAGCAACCUCCAAAUUUCUGAAUGCAUACAAUACAACAACCCAAAACGACGUCGCAUUCACUUGAUUCUUCCGUUUCAGUUUCACCUCACGAAAUCCAAAGGCCAUGGACAAUCUCAUGCGUCCUCUACUCAAUACCUUGUUCCUUCCAUAAUCACUCUUCAAAUUCUCAGUUCCUUCCUUCCCUGGGGUUUUAAUGGAUACUGUGCACAAAGGGAAUGGUGAUGUUAACUUGGACUUGAAUGUGGAGCAGAGCUCUUGCAGCCCUAACGUCGCUCGUCGUGCCAAUGGCUCUCGCGCUGGUCUUCCAUCGAGUAAUGCGCCCGGUAGUACCGAUUCGGGGUUGGGAAUUGGUAUGGAAUUUGAGUCUGAUGACCACGCGUACAGAUUCUAUUACAAGUAUGCCAUAUUGUUGGGUUUCAGUGUUAGGAAAGAUUGGGCGAAUAGGAGUAAGGUGCAUGGUCAGGUGAUGUCUAGGAAGUUUACGUGUUCCAGGGAAGGAUACCGGAGAAAGGACAAAAGGGACGACAAUGUGAGGAAACAUCGCAAGGAAACAAGAACCGGCUGCUUGGCUCACAUGAUCGUCACGCGUCAGCCGAAUGGUAAAUACCAGGUCACCCAUUUUGAAGCUCAGCAUAAUCAUGACAAUAUCAACCCUGACAGUGUUAACAUGUUAAACUUAUUACGUGAAUGUAGUGUUGCUCAAGCUGUGGAAGCUGCUUCGGAUAAAAAUUUGGGACCCAAAUCAAAGUCGGCAUUAAACGUGAUGAAUAAAAAGUUAGCUGCCCGUGAUUCCCUUAAUCAACUUUCUGUGAAUUAUGACAAUUGCCUUCAUUCUGAAAGGGAAAGAGAUAUGAGUAAAGGAGAUGCGGGGCGAAUGCUGAGUUAUUUGCAAAGGCAACACUUUGAAAAUCCAACACUCUUUUAUGCGAUACAGCUUGAUGUUGAUGACAAGGUAAGCAAUCUCUUUUGGGCUGAUGACAACAUGGUAGUAGAUUAUGACCAUUUUGGUGAUGUUAUUUGUUUGGAUACAACUUGCAGAACAAACAGAGAUCUUCGGCCAUUUGUACAGAUUUUAGGUGUUAAUCAUCACAAACAAGUGUUAAUCUUUGGUGCUGCUUUUUUGUAUGACGGUACCAUUGAAUCAUUUAAUUGGCUACUCCGAACUUUCAUUAAUGCAAUGUCUGGAAAAAAGCCAAGGGCCAUUAUCACAGAACAAGAAGCUGUAGUUAUUGAAGCAGUCAAUACGGUUUUACCUGAAUCAACCCAUUCUACAUGUGUGUGGCAGAUGUAUGAGAACACUUUGAAACACCUCAGUCAUUUUGUUAAGGAUCCUGAGUCCUUUGCAAAUGAUCUACAAAGUAGUAUUUAUGAUCCCAAGGACGAGAAAGAAUUUAAUCAUACUUGGGAGGCUAUGCUGGAGAAGUAUAAUCUCCAGCAAAAUGAAUGGUUGAGAUGGAUGUAUAGAGAAAGAGAGAAAUGGGCUGUUGUCUUUGGCCGGAAUACAUUUUUCGUUGACAUGAAAGGCUUUCAUUUAGGUGAGGUUUUGUCUCACAAGUUUAGAAGUUAUCUAAACACUAACCUUGACGUAGUUGACUUUUUUAAUCAUUUUGAAGGGGUAGUAGAUGAGCAACGUUAUAAAGAAAUAGAAGCUACUGAUGAAAUGAGCAGGUGUUUGCCAAGGAUAAUGGGUAAUGUGGUUUUGUUGAAGCAUGCAAUUGAUGCCUAUACUCCAGGGGCAUUUGAAGUAUUUCAGCGAGAAUAUGAGAAGUCUUUAAAUGUUCUUGUUAACCAGCAUGGUACAAAUGGAUCACAGUUCAAAUAUAAAGCAAAUACAUUUGGGCACGAUAGGCAAUACAGUGUCACCUUCAAUUCUUCAGACAAUACAGUUGCCUGCAGUUGUAUGACGUUUGAGCAUGUUGGAUUUCUUUGUAGCCACGCACUCAAAGUCCUUGACCAUAGAAACAUAAAAGUAGUUCCAUCUCGGUAUAUCUUAAAGAGAUGGACAAAAGAUGCUCGGUUGGGAAACCUUGGGGAAAUGAAGCAGUGUAAAACGCAAGAUAACCCCAAGAUAGUCGUGGCGAGCUGCUACAAAGAUUUGUGCCCAAGACUUGUCAAGUUAUCAGCAAGAGCCUCUGAAUCUGUGGAGGCUUAUCAGUUUACCGCAAAGCAACUUGAUAAAGUGAUGGAAGGAGUGGAGAAAAUCUUGACAUCAAAAGUUGAGGAAGCUCAAGUUAUCACCUCAAGUAGUAUUGAUCCAAAUGCUUCAGAAAGUGAGCCUCCAGUGAUCUUUCUGAACCGACAUGAAAUUGAGGACCUGGAUGCAAGUAACAGAGUAAAUGGAGAAAGAGACAAGGGAGCUACACCAGAUAGCCAUAGGGGCUGGCAAACAGCUGUGGAUUGUAGUCAAACUGAUUCUGAUGGGAUUUUACAUGUAGAAGCAUCUCCACCAGAUUCCACUGUCUGCUUUUCAAGCCCCUCAUCUGCUUAUGUUUCAUCUCAAUCUGUAACACCAAAUCCUGUUUUGCAGUUUGUGGAACAGGGUUUAUACAGCUUUGAAGCCAAUCAAGCGGUUCACGGCAUGCAUGUACAGCCUAAUCUUGAGCUGGACCAUCAAUCUAAUACUAACAUGUUCCAGCCCCCAAAUUUCUUUUCUAACCAACAGAAUUCUCCUGGCCCAUCACAACUAUUGCAGGAACCUAUAAUCCAGCACACAUACCAUGAGUCAAUGCCAAGCAAUAGUCAGGUGCGGCAGGGGAUGGAUCUUGGCAUUCAAAAUUCACAUUCAUCUUCAUUCUUGAUGUAAGACCAUAGAUACAGAAGUUCUGACUCUGGAUAAUGUAUAGGUGAAGAACAUGGUUGAAUCAUUCUCCUCUAUCGACAAUGCCGGUAUUUUUGCUGUACAGUAGAGAUUGAUCUGGUCCAUAAGCAUUUAGAACAGAUCAUCCUUCUCUCUUUGUAAAUAACCAUUCACCAAAUGAUAUUAGAAGAUGAAUACGCCACUUUUGUAGUGAAGCUAACACAAAUCCACCAAUACUUACAUUUAAAAUACAGCUCCCUACAAUAUGAACAAAAAAUUCUUUUGGAAAGCUUAAUGCUGAUAUCUUGUGAUUGUUAAAGAUUCAUACCUUUAUUUUUGAGAAAAAUGUGAUUCACAGCACGCUGAUUCCAUAUUAGUCUCUUUUCUUUU
Molecule: messenger RNA, 3289 nt
Organism: Lotus japonicus
Lineage: Eukaryota; Viridiplantae; Streptophyta; Magnoliopsida; Fabales; Fabaceae
Product: protein FAR1-RELATED SEQUENCE 9-like
Exons: 5
Coding region: 296-2905 (869 amino acids)
Biological process (GO): regulation of DNA-templated transcription
Molecular function (GO): zinc ion binding
Source: RefSeq, a predicted model, not a curated record